Molecule: messenger RNA, 5833 nt
Organism: Schistocerca americana (American grasshopper)
Lineage: Eukaryota; Metazoa; Arthropoda; Insecta; Orthoptera; Acrididae
Product: cysteine-rich hydrophobic domain-containing protein 2
Exons: 4
Coding region: 91-594 (167 amino acids)
Source: RefSeq, a predicted model, not a curated record
UUCAUUUUCGUAGAGUUGGCAGGGGGCAUAUCACGCAUUAUUUGUUUUGAUGCUGAUUUCGUUUCUCAACAUAGUAAUAAAUGUAGUGUCAUGGCUGACUUCGAUGCAAUUUACGAAGAAGAAGAAGAAGAGGAGACUGAAGUUCCAUAUGAAGAAAGUUAUGUUACCCUUGUCCCAGACCCAGUUGUUGUUCGUGGAGCAGGCAAUAUGACGGUGUUUGGGUUAAGCAACAGGUUUGAAGCAGAAUUCCCAAAUGGCCUUGUUUCUCGUGUCGCUCCGGAAGAAUACAAGGCAACAAUUAUGCGUGUGAACAGUGUUUUGAAGAAAACCUUGCCUGUCAACGUCAAGUGGCUGUUUUGUGGCUGUGUUUGCUGUUGCUGCACGUUAGGCUGUUCCUUGUGGCCUGUAAUCUGCCUCAGCAAACGGACUCAGCACUCUAUAGACAAGUUACUGGAGUGGGAAAACAGUCAUUUGUACCAUAAACUUGGCCUGCACUGGAGACUUGCCAAGCAAAGAUGUGAUUCAUCAUCAAUGAUGGAAUAUGUUCUUUUGAUUGAAUUCAUUCCAAAAAUUCCAAUAUACAGGCCUGACUAAGAACCUGAAGAUCGUUCCUGUGAGACAACAAAAGUUCUAUCAUAACUAGCGUGUGAAUACUCCACAGAUCAUUUCAUUGACACAGUUGUCAUUUGUUUGGAAUUGUCUGUGAGAUUACAAAUGUGUAAAGGACAUACAUGUUCAUCCAAAAUAUUUAUGUUGAAAAUCUCAAAUGCUCUUCGUGCAGGGACUUGUGUUUAGUAAUGAUAAGGUUGCCCACUUUUGAUUGUUAUAGGUUUUAAUAUUAUUUUAUUAUUAAGGAAAGUCUCUUGUAAUUCUUCAGUGUUGUUUGAGAGUCUCUAUAAUAAUUAUUUGGAAAUACUGGAAUGAAAGGCAGCUAGAGCAAGAAAUUAGGUGACUGACAGUUCCUGUGCAGGAGACCUGCUGUGACUGUGAGAUAAUGUUGUGGAAAUUAACAUUAAUUGUGCUUCAUUUUAAAAUUAUUGAGUGGAUAAAAUGAUUGGACUUAGUAAGACUGAAAACUGAAAGUUAAAGUACCAGAAAUUUUGAAGUGCUGACAUGUUUGCCCACAAUCAAUGGAAAAACAAUAAGCUUGAAAAUUUACUCACCAGUUUCCAUACACUUCAUUUUUCGUGGAGGAAAAAUGUGUCCUUGUGUCCCAUGGGUAUUUCAAAUGCAUAUCUUCAAUUUUUAAACAUAUGUACAAUGUGUUGGUUUGCAUAGGAGUCUGUGAAAUUAAGCCUGUGGUGUGCUGCCGUAAACAGAGGACAAUUAUUUUUUGUCAUGUUCAUCACAGAGCUUUGGGUUCGAACUGUGAUUCCAGGAUAUAUAACUAUAAAACUGUCACCUGGUUCUUGCAGAUUUCUGGAAAACAGGAAAUAAAAGAAACAGUUUUUAAGUUUAUAGUUGCAUAUAUUUUUGUUGGUUGAUAAUUAGAGUUCUCUGACAUGACAAUAAAAAUGUUAAUAAAAUCAGAACAUUUAAUUCAUUGAGGUGUUUCUGUGGGGUCUGUAGAAGUGGUGCACAAUUGUAAAUAUUAUUCACCAAUAGCUGUUGUAGUUAUUGCAGAUACAGUUAUUUUAACAUAGUCUAUUUUUUUGUGUUCUGUUUUCGGAGAGUUACAUUCUUCACCAGAACAUUAUAUACUGAUAGAUGCAUAUCUCUUGACCUUUGAUUGGAAAUUCUUGUCAUGCAUUGUGGGAACUGUGUUUCCUUCUUAAUUUAUGAUUUUUCAUUGCCUGCAGGUACUUAGAUUUGAUCUCCAGUAUAGCUGAUUUUGAUGAGCUAUCAAUUUAACAUACUUUGUGAGGUAGAAUUCUACACAACAAAGAGUGAUGGAAUGUGGACACCAUGUGUUUCAGUUUAUUUCUUAAUUGUUGUUACUAUUUAGAUAAAGUGUUUUGAAUUAUUGUGUGUGUGUGUGUGUGUGUGUGUGUGUGUGUGUGUGUGUGUGUGUGUGUGUGUGUGUGUGUGUUUGAUUGUUCAGUGGUAGAUGACUCCAUUGCUGUUGGGCUGACCUGUAAUUUUAAUUUCUAGUAUUGACGAAAGGAACUAGGCUGUACAGUCAUUAUAUAUUGCAAAGGAAAUGUUGUUAUAAAUUUAAAAAAAUACAUGUAUAUAGUAAUGACAAAUGAAAUUACCUGUUAUUUUUUUAAAUAUGUGUUGGCCAGGUGGCUGAUACAUCAGAUGUUGGGGAGUUUUGCACAAAGAACCCUUAUUUGCUCUCUUUAGUAUACAAGAACAAAGUUUUGCAAACCGUCUUAAGAUUGACAUCUUAGAUAUUAAAACCUCUGUUUGAAGAGAAGUAAAUGUACUUAAAUUUACAAAUGAUAAUCUCAGCUGAUAAGUCAGUGAUCUUGGAAAGAAGGGAAUAAGUAAAAUUUGUAUGGGGGUCAUUUGUGAAUAGAAGCAUGGUGCAUGUUAUUUGCUAAGUGUUUACUUGUUGCUGCAUAAGUAAGUCACCUCAAUAACAUAUUUGUGAAUGGUUCCAUGCAGACAAAAACAAGAUGGUAGGGUACCAUUUCUGCCUUACAUAUAUAUGUAUGUAAGUUGUAAACAAUGUCUACAGCUUUCUUAUAUCACAUGAAAUGCCAGAGAAUGUGUGUUGGAAUUAUGUAAUUCUUCAACAACGAAGGUGACAAUGUUUGUGGUGAUAGUUAUAAAUGUGACAUUGCAUAUGACCUCAGCCACCACAAAGAAGAUUUUAUUUGAAAUGUGGUGCUCAUUUUCAUAGGACCUUUUCCCAACCAUUACUUGUGUAUAGGUUAUUUUAUACUGUAAGAUACACCACAUUAUCUUAUUGCGUUUUAUGUCUUGACUGAUUUGAUUGGGGAUGCAUUCAUUCAAUUUCUUGAUUUAGAUAUUCCAACUGUGUGUGUGUGUGUGUGUGUGUGUGUGUGUGUGUGUGUGUGUGUGUGUGUGCGUGCGUGCGUGCGUGCUGUGCUUCAGAACUUACUUGACAUUUGUUAUUGUUAGGUUUCUUGGUAUAAUAUGACUGUCAUCCAGGACCAGAUUUAUUUCAUAUAAUGUAUCAAUGUCAGUGGCCUGUUGGAGAUGUUCAACAGUUUAAAAAUAACUGCUUGAUUUAUACACAUUAGAAGUCUGUGUCAUUGUGGACCAUAUUUAUUUGCAGCAUCAUAAAUUCUUACACACAAGGAGAAGAUUAAUACAUGAUGUGUUGAUAUGCUCUUGUUAAGAGCCCAGUGAUUCUGAGCAUUCAAAAACAUAAGGUCAUCAUCCUGUAGAUAAUGCUAUCUUUCUCUCUUCUGUUCUUCAAUCUUUGCUACAUAUGUUGUGAUGAGUGAAGCAACCAUGUAUUUCAUUUGUGAAGUGUACAUUUAUUUUAUCUAAUGUCACGACCUUUAUUUUUGUGACUUGCUAAUUGGUAUGAAGAAAAGAAAUUUUCUUUACAGAUUUAUUGCUUUCAACACAUUUUCUAAUUUUAAUUCUAUUUAGUAUUUGUGGGAAGAGAGAAGAGAAGCCAUUCACGUUUCUGAAUGCUGAUUUUUAAUUUCAGUUUUUUAAAUACACCAGUGUGGAUUAUCAUUUAAUAGGAUUAAAUGUCACAGCAAUCACAAUCACUAUGGUGACUUUUAUAGUAUGCUGUUUCAGUGAUCAUAACACAGGAAUAAAUAAUUAGCUGUAUGUCAGUCAGGUUGGUGUUCAUUGUAAAGCAUUGUUUGUAGUCAGGUAUCAUAAAUGAUCUGCAGUUUUUACUGGUAUCAACACUACAGCGAAUUAGUAUUUGUCUUAUGAUAGUCAAUUUAUCAUGUCAAGCAUUGCUGAGCUAGUGUAACACCACAGAUAUUACACCAUUUUGUUAGAAAUGUAAAUUGAAGGCUUUAUACUUUUAAAAUUUCUUGUUGGGACAUCUGUCCAUGUUAUUGGUGGAAGCAGUGGGAAUCAGUGAACAUAAUUUCUUAUGUUGACUGAAAAUAUAGUUUCUUCAAACAUAUUAUAGGACUCCAUAGAAAUGUUACAAGGAAGUUAGUGCUUGAUGUCAGAAAAUGAAUAUAGAAAUAUAUUCAUAUUGAUUUUUGGUUAAAAUAAUCUUCAGAAAUUGUCAAAAUUAUUUUAUAUGUACUUGUAAAGCAUGCUAUAUUGUGCUGCCUGACCCUUACUUACUGUUUUGAAAGGAGUUCUGUGCUCUCUUCUCUCUCUCUCUCUCUCUCUCUCUCUCUCUCUCUCUCUCUCUCCUCCCCCUCUCCCUCUCCCUCUCUCUUUUCCUCCAUUCUUAGCUGAGUGAAGACAGUCUCUGAUUCUCAUUCUCAACAAUGCAUUCUUCAAUAGCAUGACAUUUAAUGGCUUACUUAUAUUUUUUACCGCUGAUGUUUUGGUGUAUAAAGAUCUGUUUAAUGUUAUUACUGUAGGACUUUUCAUACUGUGUAGUGUUUUGUUGCAAACAAAGUAAGUUUGAUGUAGAAUUGCAAAAUUUUGCAUUGAAUAUUUCAAGUACAUCUGUGGCUUGCACUUUCGUGUAGAAAUAUUUGUUUUAGGGGCUGGGGAGGGGGGAGAUUGUCAGGAAAAAAAUAGCUUUCACAGGAAAGUACAUUAUUCAUGUAAUGGUAAUUUGGUUAUAUUGAAAGAAAAAUGAGAGAUUAUCAAGGUGCGGGUAUUGCAUUGAAAGAGCUUAUAUACACAUUACUAAAAUUAAGGUAUAUUUUAAAGUAAUUGAGACCUGCAGCAUGGGUGCAGUUUGCCGUAUUUGUAGAGAUCUUCACAAUGAAGUUUAUUGCACAUUAAAAAUUUUAAGCAUUUAAAAAUAUGAGUAAAUCACAGCAUUAUUUUUUAAGGAUAACUUUUGAUGAUGGGCAGUGUAUUAUGUAUGUACUAGCAUAUCUGCAAAGUAUGAUGGUUGAUGAAAACCUCUUACUGUAAAUUGAAGUGUAUUUGCUGCUGUAGUGUUGUACUCUUCGUUACUGUCUGAGAAGAAACAAAUUCUGAGCCAAGGUAAAUGAGGAGUUUCACUUUGAAGUACUUAAGCUACUAUUUGUAAUUGUAAUUUAAGUAACACUGAACAUACCAACAGAAGGUGACAUUUUAUACAUCACCUCUAGAAAGUGUGUUAUUUGUCCAACAUUUUUAUUGAGAAUUUGGAGGAGAUAAGAAUCAGUAAAUACAUAGUGUUUUACAUACCAUAUACAUGAGUUGUGUGUUGCGGUUCAAAGGUUACAUUACAUUUCAACAUUUCACCUUAAGAAAAUGUUACUCCAAAAAUGACAUAGUAACAAGAAUUAAGAAAAAUAAAGAUUUUUCAAUUAUGUCUUACUUCAGAGAAAGUAAAUGAUUCUUGUAUUGUUUGACUAGGUUACAAGCACAAAUCAAAUGUUUGGAAACCUUUGUUUUCCCUCUGUUCCUACAUAGAAGGUGUUUUGAAUAAAUGUCCUGUGUUGUGCAAUAAAUUCAGAUCUGUUACCUGAAUUAAUGUUAUCAAAUACUAUAUAACCCAUAAUGGUCAGCAGUGUUCAGUGGUCUGUACUAGUAGUUAUGGAAGCAAUGUCACUUUGUGGCACUGUUGGUUGAAUAACUUUAUGCAGUUAAUUUUUCUGAGAUACUUAUGAAAGUAUUUGAUGUUCCAUGUCUAUAAGUAUAAAGUAGCAUAAUUGCUUUUAGCUAUUUCUGCUAUGUAGAUAUUAUUUCACUGUCUUACAAGAAGAGUGUCUGUAUAUACAUGUGCAUGCCUAAAAACUUAUAUGUAAUUCUAAGCAGAUAGACACUUAGUUCUUUUUAUUAAUCAGUCAUUGAUAAUUCAGUUGAAAAUAAACUGCUGGAAGACUCA